Molecule: messenger RNA, 959 nt
Organism: Anopheles arabiensis
Lineage: Eukaryota; Metazoa; Arthropoda; Insecta; Diptera; Culicidae
Product: peroxidasin-like
Exons: 4
Coding region: 6-959 (317 amino acids)
Biological process (GO): response to oxidative stress
Molecular function (GO): peroxidase activity; heme binding
Source: RefSeq, a predicted model, not a curated record
GGAGGAUGGUGCAUUAUUUUUUUAGGCAACGAUGGAUUGCUUUCCCACUGUGGAUCUGUACAGUGCUGCAGUUGCUACGAGUGGUUGAAGUUGAGUGUGCCUCUUACCGUCUGGAAGAUCAACCGAUGACAUAUGAAUCGUACGACAUGCAGUGCGGCUAUCAAAGCAAAUGUUGCAGCGAUAAUAGUUGUCCUUCACUGGACGGGCUUGAUAGUUUGGAACGAAAGGCGCGUAAGAAAGCAAUAUUGGAGCUGCUUAACAACGAAGCCACAGUGAAUGAUCCUCGUUUUCUGAUGGAUGGUACGGACUUUGAUGUAAGGUUUUUCAACACCAUAGCAAUCCAACCCUUGGAGCAGCUGGGAGUGCGAGAUACGCUAACCACGCAAAAAGUGCUGGAAAUAUUGUCCAAACGGAGCAGCUGCUGUCAGAUGCGCAACCUGCUCGAUGGAAAGUGCUACUCUAACGUAACGCUCUCCUGCUGCAAAGCUGUCGAAGAACCUUGCUGUGAUCCGCACUAUCCCUAUCGAAGCUACGACGGAAGCUGCAAUAACCUGGCCCAUCCGCGCUGGGGAAUGCGUGGCACCGCUCUGAAACAUCCCAUCGCGCCGUGCUUCGAUGAUGUGGUGUCGCAACCGGCCCGCAGUAAGUCGGGUGCUCCAUUGCCCCAGAAUCGGAAACUUAUAGCCGAGCUGGCAGCGAUGCUCAAAGAGCGGGAGAUUAGCACCACUGCCGAGCUGAACAUGUGCUCCGUGUUUUUGAGCGAGUUCUUCACCCUGGACAUGAUUGGCCGGUCGACCAAGCGCACCAAACGGAGGACGGAUGGUUUCCGCGGUUGCCGAGCCGAUGGUCAUGAUCGGAGUCCGUUCGUAACGCCACUCUCCAAUCCUCUCCGCGUAUCACCUAACGAUCCGUACUACGGGCCUAUCGGAGUGCGCUGUCUUAACUUUAGCCCGCAGUAA